Sinocyclocheilus grahami is the source of this 922-nucleotide messenger RNA. Its product is annotated as interferon-induced transmembrane protein 5-like. Gene Ontology annotation, cellular component: plasma membrane. Lineage: Eukaryota; Metazoa; Chordata; Actinopteri; Cypriniformes; Cyprinidae. The record is from RefSeq and is a predicted model, not a curated record. Bases 283 to 711 code for a protein of 142 amino acids. The transcript has 2 exons.
GCAUUUGUAUUUAUUUAGAAUUCUUUAAAAAUAGUUUUAACUUUUCAUUUUAAUUAUGCGUUUUUUGACAAACCUAGAGAUUUUGUCGAAAUGGGUCCAUGUAUAGAAGCAGCACCCUGCCCUCAUCUCUCUAGCAACAACCACAUAAUGAAUGACCACUCUCUCCAUCGCUCUGUCUCUGACUCCACCCAUCUGCAGUGUUGUAUAAGUAGUGUCCUGAUCUUUCUCCUCAGUAAUUCCUCUUCAGAUUCUCCCAGGAGUUUCGACCCCUGACCUCCGAGGAUGGAUAACGCCACAUACAGCUACGUGAAUGACUGCACUCCGCUCACUAACUGUAAAUCCGGCCGAAAGGCUGGCGGCUCCACGGUGGUCAACAUGAGUCAUGCGGGCAAGAAGCCACCAAACGACUACCUGAUCUGGUCGCUCUGUAACACUCUUUAUGUCAACUUCUGCUGCUUGGGAUUCAUGGCUCUGAUCUACUCCAUCAAGGCUCGAGAUCAGAAGACCUUGGGAGACAUGCGUGCAGCACAGGAAUGCUCGGACAAAGCGAAGUGGUACAACAUUCUGGCAUCGGGCUGGAAUCUCUUGAUUCCUCUGCUGGUGUUGGGUCUGCUGGUCUUGCUCGUGGUUCAUCUGGGGAGCUCAGAGGGAACGUUUGAUUUCUUCGGUGAAGACGGAUUCCAGAGCUUCAUGAAGCUCUUCAGCAGGUAGACAGAGCCACUCGAACAAUCCCACCACCAAAAACUCCUGCAAACCUUCUGGACUGUUCACUCUCUCUUCACUUCAUCAACAUGUUAUUUUCUUUGGCUCUGUGAUGAUUUUAUUAUUAUUUAGAUUUGUUUUGUUUAUUUCUUUUUUCAUAAUGUCAAUGUAGUGUAUAUUAACUCAUAUCUACCCUACAAUUCUAUUUUAUGAAGUAAAU